AUGGCAAAGCGUACCGUUAAGAUGGGUGUCAUGGGACGCUAUGGCGCCCGCUAUGGUGCCAACCCCCGUAAGCGUGCCAAGAAGCUUGAGGUGUCGCAGCACGCGAGACAUUUUUGUUCGUUCUGCGGUAAAUUUGCCUUCCGCCGUAAGGCUGUAGGCAUUUGGCGCUGCGACGGCUGCAGCAAGACGAUGGCGGGUGGUGCGUACACGUUGAGCACACCGAACAACAGCACUGUCCGCUCGACGGUUCGUCGUCUUCGUGAACUCAAGUAG
Trypanosoma cruzi is the source of this 273-nucleotide messenger RNA. RefSeq names its product ribosomal proteins L37, putative. Bases 1 to 273 code for a protein of 90 amino acids. Gene Ontology annotation, molecular function: structural constituent of ribosome. The transcript has a single exon. The record is from RefSeq and is a predicted model, not a curated record. Gene Ontology annotation, cellular component: ribosome. NCBI's taxonomy places the organism in Eukaryota, Euglenozoa, Kinetoplastea, Trypanosomatida, Trypanosomatidae. Gene Ontology annotation, biological process: translation.